This is a messenger RNA of Ziziphus jujuba (common jujube), 2601 nucleotides long. Its product is annotated as disease resistance protein RPV1. Gene Ontology annotation, biological process: defense response. The coding region runs from base 40 to 2439 and encodes 799 amino acids. NCBI's taxonomy places the organism in Eukaryota, Viridiplantae, Streptophyta, Magnoliopsida, Rosales, Rhamnaceae. The record is from RefSeq and is a predicted model, not a curated record. The transcript has 4 exons.
GAUAAUUGCUUAAUAAUUGAAGAUUACAACAGAUUGUCCAUGCAUUCUUUAAUACGACAGAUGGGUCAGGCAAUUGUUUGUGAUGAGAACAAAGAACCAGGAAAUCGUAGUAGGCUGUGGAAGGUUAAGGAUGUUUGCCAUGUAUUGGAGAGAAAUACAGGAAGCUAUACAAUGGAAGGCAUGUUAUUGGACCUGUCUGAAGUUCGAAAGGAUGUUAAAGUGAGGCUUACAGCAUUCUCAAACAUGUACCAUCUACGCUUUCUUAGAUUUCAUUAUGGAUUUUUCUUUCAAUGGGAGAAAUAUUUUGGAUGGGCUCCUUACAAUAAAAUGUAUCUUCCUUCAGAAGGUAUUGAUUAUCUUUCCGAUGAGCUAAGAUAUUUUCAAUGGGAUUUAUACCUUUCAAAACAUUUGCCAUCAAAUUUUAGUCCAGAAAAUCUUAUAGAACUUAUUAUGCGUGGGAGCCAACUUGUGGAGCUACCUUGGAAUGAAGACCAGCCCAUUGGGAAUUUAAUGAAAGUCGAUCUUGGGUAUUGUGAGGGCCUUACUCAAAUACAAAAUUUGUGUGGGGCCAUAAAUCUUCAAUGGAUAAAUAUUGAAGGUUGUACAAGUUUGGUUCAAGUUCCUUCAUGGUUUAAGAAUCUGAACAAGCUUGAGCAUCUAGAUUUGGGUUGCUGUAUGAAUUUGAAAGAUGGCUUAGAAAAUCUUCCACUGAAUAUAAGGGUGUUAUCAUUGUAUGGGACGGCAAUAGAAGCAUUGCCCUCAUCAUUUGGGAGGCUUGUGAAUCUUGAAUAUUUACAUUUGGGGCAUUGUAAGAAUCUGAAAGAUGGCAUAGAAAAUCUUCCCUUGAAUCUCCAAAUUUUAUAUUUGAGUGAAUGCAGAAAUCUGGAAGAUGUACAAAAUAUUUCGAGUUCGAUGGAUAUAACAGAAUUAAAGUUGGUUGGGACAGGAAUUAAAACUCUGCCGGAAAGCAUUUGGAAGAUGAGAUUUCUGAAAUAUCUGAAUCUUCAUGACUGCCCAAAACUGGAAAAGCUUCAAGAAAUCUCGGAUGAUUGUAUGAGUUCAUCUCUUCAAAUGUUGAAUAUAAGAGGUUGUGCAAGAUUGAAAUCAAUACCAAAAAGCAUUUGGAAGAUGAGUAGUCUGCGAGAUCUGAAUCUUUAUGAUUGCCCAAACCUGGAAAUACUUCCAGAAAUCUCGGAUGAUUGUAUGAGUUCAUCUCUUGAAAGGCUUAUAAGUGAUUGCACGACAUUGAAAUCAAUACCGGAAAGCAUUUGGAAGAUGAGUAGUCUGACAUAUCUGAGUCUUUAUGAUUGCCCAAACCUGGAAAAGCUUCAAGAAAUCUCGGAUGAUUGUAUGAGUUCAUCUCUUGAAUGGUCGGAUAUAAGAGAUUGUACGAGAUUGUGUGGGCCUAUAAAUCUUCGAUGGAUAAGUCUUUCUACAAGUUUGGUUCGGGUUCCUACAUGGUUUAAGAACCUGAACAAGCUGGAGCAACUAGAUUUGGAUUACUGUAAGAAUCUGAAAGACGGCUUAGAAAAUCUUCCAUUGAAUAUAAGGGACUUAUCAUUGUAUGGGACGGCAAUAGAAGCGUUGCCCUCAUCAUUUGGGCGUCUUUUGAAUCUUGAAUGGUUAAAUAUGAGUCAUUGUAAGAAUCUGAAAGAUGGCAUAGAAAAUCUUCCAUUGAAUCUCCGAAGAUUAUAUUUGAGUGGUUGUACGAGAUUGAAAUCAAUACCAGUGCUUCCAUCAGGUUUAAAUAUUUUGGAUGCAAGUAACUGCUCAUCGCUGGAGACAAUAUCAAGUCGGAGGGAUCUUCAACAAGCUGAAGGAAUAAUGAAAGAGCAUGAUUUUAAAAAGCAUGAGGCGGUGUAUCCAGGAAAUGAAAUCCCAGAGUGGUUCAGCCAUCAAACUGACGAUGGGAACUCACUCCAUAUCCAGCUUCCUCCUAAUUGGUUUUCUAUUCAUGAUCCCUUCUUCGGAUUUCUUUUUUCCAUUGUUUUUAUGUUGAAUGGAUCUUGGCCUUACAUCUUAUUAGAAAUCAACUUCAAAACCAACGUGAACAGUGAUGACCAUCUUCAUGGUCCUUAUCGGAUACCAUAUCCAUUAUCAACAGUUGGAGGGCGGGAUAUUUAUCGAUGUGAUCACGUCUUCAUAGCGGACGUGAAAUUAAAUUUGAAAUAUUUGUUUGGGGAGGAGUGGUCCUCUGUUUGUAGCAAUGUCACCGAGGCUUCUUUCCGUGCGUCUAUACACGGAGUGGGAGAUGUGGUCGUCGAUUGGGAGAUCAAAAAGUUUGGGUUGGGGUUGGCAAAUAAGUGGGGUAUUGCAAUUAAAGUAAAAGACGAUUUAGUGAAUGUCGUGGUCAACCCGAUAGAUACCAAGACAAAGUUGACUCACAUGAUCCUUACAUCAGUUCCAAGAGAAUCAAAGGCCCAAUCAAUAAUUAGGUAAUCAUUUUUACAAUAUUUGAAUCUAAGCAAAUAAGACGAAAUUAAUUUAAAUGAAUAGAAAAUGUCUGAGCCUCUUGAUAUUUAACAGCCUUGUAUUUUUGUACCAUAUUAUUAUCGAUUUUUUGAUAAAAUACGUUUGAAGGGUAAUUGAAAAGGGAAAAAA